AGCGGUAACUUUAGUGUAUUCAGAACCAGUACGGUUUGAUAAUUAUAAAGUGUUCAGUGUUAUUCCACAUCAUGAGAAAGAUUUGGAAAUUUUGAAUUUCUUUAAAAAAUCACAGUAUGAUUUUUGGACAGAUUUCAAGGGGCUAUCCAAAGGCGUGCAUAUUAUGGUAGCACCUCACCAACAAAAUGAAUUUGUUGAAAUUCUGUCUAGAAAUGGAAUUUCAUUCGAGCUUUAUAUUGAAAAUGUUCAAAAGCUUAUCGAUAAUGAGAAAUCUUUACGCUCAAAUUCAGGGUUUAAUUUUGAAAAUUACCAUAGGCUCAGCGUGAUUAACGAAUAUUUGGGUGCUUUAGCCGCAAAUAAUUCCCAAGUUGAAGUAGUAAUUGGUGGUAGAUCAUAUGAAGGACGUAAUAUUACAGGAGUCAAAGUCUCUUAUAAAAAAGGAAACCCAAUUAUUUUAAUUGAAGGAGGUAUCCAUGCUAGAGAAUGGAUUGGACCAGCUACAGCUUUAUAUCUUUUAACGCAAUUAUUGACUAGUAAAGAUAAAAAUGUUCGCCAUCUUGCUGAAGAUUAUGACUGGCAUAUUUUCCCAUCUGUUAAUCCUGAUGGCUACGAAUAUACUCACACUAGCGAUCGUAUGUGGCGUAAAACUAGACAACCAGGCAAAAUUUGUGUUGGAGCUGAUGCAAAUCGUAAUUUUGAUACUCAUUGGGGAGAAGAGGGAGCAUCGGACUACGAAUGUGAUGAAACAUACGCUGGAAGCAAAGCAUUCUCAGAAAUUGAAGCCAAAACAUUAUCUGAAUACGUAGAUAAAAUUUCUAAGGAUCUUCAUGCUUACAUAUCUUUCCAUUCAUACUCCCAAGUAAUGCUAAUUCCUUAUGGCCAUACUACGCAACAUUUAGAUAACUUUGAUGAUUUGCUUCAAAUUGGUGAAAAGGCUGUAGAAGCAAUAGGUCAAAGAUAUGGUACAAAAUACGAAGUUGGGUGUACCAGUGAAAUUAUGUAUGCUGUUUCUGGCGGCAGUAUUGAUUGGGCUAAAGCGAAACACAAGGUACCAAUCACAUAUACCUAUGAAUUACGUGAUACUGGUCGACAUGGAUUUGUUUUACCUCCAGAACAAAUUAUUCCAACUGGAGAAGAAACUUUGGAUUCAUUAUUAGCUUUAUUUAAAGAAGCUGAAAAUAUUGGCUACAAACGACACUCAAAAAUGAAGUCAAUAAUAUGUGUUUUAUUGUUAACGACCUGUGUGAUUUGGAUCGAAGCGAAACGUGAACGAUAUGAUGAAUAUACAGUGUAUCGAAUUAAACCAAAAAAUGAAGCACAAAUGAAAUUAAUUGAUGAAUUAGAAAAGAAUGAGGGUUUAGAUUUAUGGACUAAAGUAAGACAACCAUACGUGGAUAUUAUGAUUUCACCAAAACAAAAGCAACGGUUUCAUGAAUUUGUCGACAAAUAUAAUUUGGAUACCUCAAUUUUCAUUGAGAAUGUUCAAAAGUUAAUUGAUGAGGAAGUACAAAUGAGCAAACGAAAUCAAGAAGAUGACUCAGAGUUCAAUUUUGUGGAUUAUCAUAGACUUGAUGUUAUUUACGAUCAUUUGUAUAAAUUGGAAGCACAAUAUCCAGGUGUAGCAAAAGUUGUUACAAUUGGUAAAAGUUAUGAAGGUCGUAACAUCACAGGACUUCAUAUUUCCCGUAAGCAAAAUAAUCGUACAAUAAUUAUCGAAGGUGGCAUACAUGCUCGUGAAUGGAUUGCACCAGCCACUUCUAUGUUUAUUCUGUCACGACUCUUGAACAGUUCGAAUCUUCUGCAACAAUAUCUCUCCGAACAAUUUGAUUGGUAUAUAUUUCCAGUUGUAAAUCCAGAUGGCUAUGAAUAUACACAUACCACGAGUCGCUUGUGGCGUAAAACACGACAACCAAAUAAUGGAAGCCGGUGUGUUGGUACUGAUGCAAAUCGUAAUUUUGAUUUCCAUUGGAUGGAGAUUGGAGCCAGUAGCAAUCCAUGUUCCGAAUCAUAUGGUGGAGCUUCUGCUUUUUCCGAACCUGAAACAAGAGCAUUGUCUGAUUUUAUUAAAACGCAAAAAGAUACUUUAUGGAUGUAUAUCGGAUUCCAUUCAUAUUCUCAAUUACUACUAUUCCCAUAUGGUCAUACACCAGAGCAUGUAGAGAAUAACGACGAUUUGCAAACAAUUGGAAAUGCAGCCGCUACAGCCUUACUUGUCCGUUUUAAUACAACUUACACUGUUGGACCUGUUUACGAAACAAUUUAUGCUACAACAGGAAUAACAAUGGAUUGGGUUAGAGGUGUUUUAGGAACACCAUUAACAUUUACUUAUGAACUUCGGGAUACAGGGCGUCACGGAUUUGUUUUACCAGCAGAUCAAAUUAUUCCGUGUGGAGAGGAAAUAGUUGAUUCGGUUCAAGCAUUGAUUUCUCAAGCUGAAAAAUUGGGAUAUUAAUUGUAACUUUUUUUCA
Messenger RNA from Chrysoperla carnea, 2468 nucleotides. Its product is annotated as zinc carboxypeptidase A 1-like. Bases 164 to 2452 code for a protein of 762 amino acids. Gene Ontology annotation, molecular function: metallocarboxypeptidase activity; zinc ion binding. Gene Ontology annotation, biological process: proteolysis. The record is from RefSeq and is a predicted model, not a curated record. Lineage: Eukaryota; Metazoa; Arthropoda; Insecta; Neuroptera; Chrysopidae. The transcript has 17 exons.